Molecule: messenger RNA, 1854 nt
Organism: Parnassius mnemosyne (clouded apollo)
Lineage: Eukaryota; Metazoa; Arthropoda; Insecta; Lepidoptera; Papilionidae
Source: the annotation of a GenBank genome assembly
AUGACAGACGGAGACGCUAAUAGUCAUAGCCGCAUGGUGGUAAUACCAUGGCCGUUUAUAAAAAGAAAAGUAGAAUGUGCAGGAGCUGCAUUCCUUAGAUAUUAUAACAUUAAAUGUCAUGGUGAAGAUACCCAAUCGCUAACGUCAACAUCUAAAGAAAAUAUUAAAGAAGUGAUAUUUGAAGACGAUGUGGAAUAUCUGCGGAGCUUGGACCCAAAGGAAUGGAAGCGGCAAGAUCACUAUGCUGUAUUGGGUAUGAAAAAUUUGCGCUAUAAAGCCACUGAAGAUGACAUAAAGAGAGCUUAUCGUCAAAAAGUUCUUAAACAUCACCCAGAUAAGCGAAAGGCUCAAGGAGAGGAGGUGCGGAGUGAUGAUGACUAUUUCACAUGCAUUACCAAAGCUUAUGAGACCCUUGGAACGCCAAACAAGCGGAAAUCAUAUGAUUCCAUAGAUCCUAUGUUUGAUGACUCUAUACCUACAUUGGCUGAAAUAAAAAAAGAGGGUUUCUUUAAAGCCUUCGCUAAAUACUUUGAAAUGAAUGCCCGAUGGUCUGAAAAAAGAAAUGCACCUUUAUUAGGCGAUGAUAACAGUUCACGUGAAUAUGUUGAAAGAUUUUACGCAUUCUGGUAUGAGUUUGAGUCUUGGCGUGAAUUCUCUUAUUUGGAUGAGGAAGAAAAAGAGAAAGGCGCCGACAGAGAGGAGAGGCGAUGGAUAGAAAAACAAAACAAAGCAGCAAGAGCAAAAUUAAAGAAGGAGGAAAUGGCAAGGAUACGUAGCUUAGUUGAUUUAGCAUACGCAAAUGAUCCAAGAAUCCAGCGCUUUAAGCAGGAAGACAAGGACAAGAAGUUGGCAGCUAAACGUGCUAGACAGGAUGCCGUUCAAGCCAAAAAGGCUGAAGAAGAGCGUCUGAUGAAGGAAGCCCUACUUGCCAAACAAAAGGCGGAAGAAGCUGAAAAGGCACGCCUCGAAGCAGCUAGGGCGGAACGGGAACAAAUGAAGAAGAACCUACGUAAAGAACGCAAAUCUCUUAGGGAUUUAUGUAAAUCAAACAAUUACUACUCCCAAAAUGAUAAUGAAAACAUUGCGCAUUUGGCUGCAGUGGAGAAGAUCUGUGAAAUGAUGAAAGUUGUGGAGUUGCAGGAGUUUAUGAAAGAGUUGGAAACAAACGGAAGAGAAGCGUUCUUGAAAGUUAUGAAAGAAACGGAAGAAAAAUUGGAAGCCGAACGUAAGGCUUUGUUUGAAACAAAGAAAGUAGAGGACCAGAAGGCUAAAAAGAAUGCCAUCUUAAAAGCACCGAUUGACUGGACGCCAGAAUUAACACAGCUUCUUAUCAAAGCUGUUAAUUUGUUCCCUGCAGGAACAAACCAGAGGUGGGAAGUUGUAUCCAACUUCCUCAACCAGCAUGGGACGUUUGUUGAUGAAAGACGCUUUAAUGCUAAGGAGGUUCUCAACAAAGCUAAGGAUCUACAGAGCUCCGACUUCUCUAAAAGUAGCCUUAAAAAAGCUGCGAAUGAGGAAGCAUUUGACCAGUUUGAGAAAGAUAAAAAGAAAGCCAUCAAUAAUGUUGAUGACAGUAGUAUAUCGAAAAGUGAUACGAAAUUAGUUAAUGGUACAGCAAAGCCGAAAAUGAAUGGUGACGUUGGCAAAGAAGUGGGGAAAGAAGAAAGGCCCUGGACAAAAACUGAACAAGAAUUGUUGGAACAAGCUAUUAAGACAUUCCCUGUGAGUACACCCGAGAGGUGGGACAAAAUUGCCGACUGCAUCCCCAAUCGCACCAAAAAAGACUGCAUGAAGAGAUACAAGGAAUUAGUUGAGUUAGUUAAAGCCAAGAAACAAGCAGCUAAUAUUGGUUAA